GGCCACGACCACCUCGGAAUCGCACCAUGAGAAGAUCAACACGGCUUGCUAUUGCUCGAGGCGCACAGACGCGCGCCGGAAGUAACGUUGCCAACGAGACCGCGAAGCCAGGAUCAAACAUCGAGUCGGUGAAGGGAGUCGUUCCAGCGCCACCACGCAAGCGUCAGAAGACAAAGGCGGGCAGCGUAUGUUCAGCAUCGUCGCCAGCCAGCGUAUCCCCCCUUCAUCAUCUACCUCUUGACAUGCUCUUUGAGAUCCUUGGAUAUCUUGAUCCAAUAUCCCUGCUCUACUUGUCUCGGUCCUCGCGCGACCUCAGGAAAACACUGAUGAGCCGCUCGCUGGUCUGGAUCUGGAGGACGAGCUACGCUUCGACGGACCAUGGGCUGCCACCCGCGCCAGACGACCUCAACAUACCCCAAUUUCUCAGCUUCAUGGUCGAUGAGAUCUGCGACUCUUGUAACAAGCGACCUCAAAAGGACGGCUUUGUCAGGGUGUGGUCUGCACGCCUACGGUACUGCUUCGAAUGCCGCGAGAACAGUCCAGCUAUUGUUGCGGAGAAGCGCAUGCGGCGAGACAUCAAGAUCGUUCGAGAUAUACAGCGCUACUUUGGCCAGCGCGAUUACCCCAUCCACACUCUGUUCCCUUUCUUCUUGGAUGACUAUAACAACGAAGAAAGGGCGUAUCCGCGCGCGUCGAUCGAGGAUCUGGUAAGGGACUUCGAGCGGGACACCAAGCACAAACGUAUCGAGGUCAAGAAGAAGUGGCUAUCGGAGAGGGCGGAGAAACAGGGGAGGAUUCGUGCCCACGCGGAAAUCUGCGAGAAGUGGCAGGAUGAACAGCUUGAGAAGCAAGCAGAGAGGGAUGGCAAGAUUCGGGACGAGAGGAGGAAAGAGAUCUUGGAGCGGUUGAAGGAGGUGAGGUGGUACGACGAGGCAGCGAACGCACGGCAUGCGCGCUGCUUCAAGGAGAAUGAUUUCGUCGCGAAGGCGCAGCCCCUCACAGACAAAGAAUGGAAUCAGGCGAAAGACACAUUGUUCAGCUUCCUGAGAACCCUGAAAGAGGAGCGGCUGGCCGAUGAACGGGAGAAAGCCCGCAUGGAUCGGUACCUCGCACUCAGAAAGACGUAUCUCGACUAUCGGGCACUCAAAAUGAGCGACGGGCAAUCUGUGCUUCCGGAUGUCGGCGACCUGGUCACUUUCGAGGAGGUCGUCGCGCUCGUAGAGGGCACACCGUUUGACCAGGAGGUUCCGGCGCAGGACAUGCUUGCGCUCUUUGACAAUCUCUUGCAGACGCGCUUUCCCAAGUGGAAGACAUCGUGCGACAAUACUCUGGUCGACAUACUCAACGUGGCAGACAAGAAGCGUAAGCAGCCGGCAACCGCAUCGGACCUCAAGCUCGCAGUCACGGUGUUCAGGUAUACAAAAUGGCCGAGGGGAGGACUGCUGUUGUACCCAGACGUGCUUCAGGGUAGACAUGAGGGCAUGGGGCAUCCAGGAUUGCCGGUGGCGCAGCACCCUUUUUCGGCGAACGACAUUGGUGUCAAAGUCACGAUAUUGCGGCUUGCGAAGAAGCUCGUCGAGCUGGCGGGCCUGGAUCCGCAGACUGCGACGCCGGAGGACAUGGACAAGCGCGAUGCGUGGUACAUGCGGGCGCGUGACAUUGCCUAUCGCAAGGACGGCCUGUCAGUGCAUGUGAUGUUGUGGCGAGCAGUGCUGGAGAACUACGAAAUAAUCGGGGGGAGGAAGGUGGAGGAGUAUGUUCUACUCUCUGACGCGGACACAGCACUUGCUCGAGAGAUGCCCGCUGUCGACGCAAACGAUGCCUACAGGCAUCUCGUCAUCGGGCAGCGGCGGACGCUAGGCCAGCUUGCGAGCGCAUCUGUUACGUGUCUGAGUGCCUCGAUGAAACCGCAACGCAAGUUCGACGUCAGCUACGCUCGAAAGCCACAAGAGAACGAUGGCGUCGGGAGGUCCGCGACACAGGUAGAGGAACGGGGGUUCUUGCGAGCCCGGCUGAGUGACAAGGAUGCGAUGCAGUAUACUGCCGGGGACGGCGAGCGACUUGACGAAGGACGCAGCGCGUCCCCGUUCGGUAAAGAAUGCCCAGAGCUGACAACCGUGCUCAAUGGUGCAGCUAGAUCAUAUCAGAAGCGUCCCCGCUAA
Molecule: messenger RNA, 2162 nt
Organism: Schizophyllum commune H4-8
Lineage: Eukaryota; Fungi; Basidiomycota; Agaricomycetes; Agaricales; Schizophyllaceae
Exons: 10
Coding region: 27-2162 (711 amino acids)
Molecular function (GO): protein binding
Source: RefSeq, a predicted model, not a curated record